CUGAGGGCCGGCCCGGGGCUGUCGGAGCCUCUCGGUGCGGGCCGGGUUCUCUUGGAGCCCCUGAGGGCCGGCCCGGGGCUGUCGGAGCCUCUCGGUGCGGGCCGGGUUCGCUCGGAGCCCCUGAGGGCCGGCCCGGGGCUGUCGGAGCCUCUCGGUUCCUGUUCGUUGAGGACGACACGGGAGAGGAGAGGCGGAGUCGGGAGAGGAGACGGGAAAGCCAAGUGGUGAUUUUUGGUGAAGUCUCGUGUCACUAUGAAGGCCCUGUAUGCUCAGCAGAAUUCUCCUGGAGAGGAAAUGACAUUUGUGUUCCAGGAAAGGGAGAACCUUCCUCCCAGCAGAGCCCACGAUGUGAAGGUGCAGGUCAGAGCCUGUGCUCUGAGCUGUGUGGACACAAAGCUCCUGGCAGAAAUCAAACUGAAGAAGGAACUUGUGCCUGUUGGGAGAGAAAUUUCAGGAGUUGUGCUGGAAGUUGGAAGCAAGGUGACCUUUUUCCAGCCAGAUGAUGAAGUGGUGGGAAUUCUGCCCCUGGAUUCUGAGGAGUCUGGUGUCUGUGAAGUUAUCCUGGUUCAUGAGCAUUAUUUGGCUCACAAGCCACAGAAGGUGUGCUGGGCAGAGGCUGCUGGGACGCUCCGGGACGGGCUCCGCGCCUACACCGCCCUGCACUACCUGGCCCCGGUGUCCCCUGGCUCCAGUGUCCUCGUCCUGGAUGGAGCAAGUCCAUUUGGUACCAUUGCAAUUCAGUUGGCCCAGCACAGAGGGGCCAAAGUCAUCUCCACUGCCCACAGCCUGGAGGACAAGCAGUACCUGGAGAGGCUCAGGCCUGCUGGGGGAGUCCGCCAGCCUUUGGUGGCCCGGGUGAUCGACGUGUCCCACGGGAAGAUUGACGUGGCCGAGAGCUGCCUGGAGGAGACGGGCGGGCUGGGCGUGGACAUCGUGCUGGAUGCCGGAGUGAGGCUGUACAGUGCUGAGGAUGAAGCAGGUUCCAGAUGCCAGCUGCUGCCUCACAAGCACGACAUCAUCACCCUGCUUGGGGUUGGGGGACGCUGGAUAACGACGGAAAGGAACCUGCAGCUGGAUCCUCCAGACAGCCAUUCCUUGUUCCUUAAGGGAGCCACAGUGUCCUUCCUGAACGAGGAGGUCUGGAACUUGUCCAAUGUGCAGCAGGGCAAGUAUCUUGCCAUCCUGGAAGAUAUCAUGGAUAAAUUAUCAAACGGCGUUUUCAGGCCUCAGCUGGAUGAACCCAUCCCAUUGUAUGAAGCCAAAGUUUCUAUGGAAAUAGUUCAGAAGAAUCAAGCUAGAAAGAGACAAGUCAUCCAGUUCUGAUGAGACACAACUUCUGAUUUCUCAGCCUGGGGAAGAUAAAGAAAUGUAUUUGUGGAAUAAAUCAGUGCACACUUGCAGGCAGUGAACAGAAUUUAAACAUUCUUUGUACCUCAGCUCAAAUGGUCUCUGAAGCUUCCAUGACUUCAGGGUUUUUAAAUUCCCUUGAGCAGAAUGUUCCCAUCAGCAGUUUCUAAAGAAGCAGCCUUAACAUAAAAACUUGUCUGCCCUGCUGCACUUAAAAAUGUCAAAAACAUCUGCAGGCAAACUCAGUUGCUGUUGGUUUUCAACCCUAAGAAAUUAAAGAGGGAAAAAAAGAUGUUUUUAUUAGUCUUUUUGUCUCCAACCCCUACCAGUAGUUACCUUUAUAGUUACCUUUUGCUUUUGACUGCGCUGAGACUGAAUGCUACACUUAAAGAUCUUAAUCCACAUUUAAAAUUGUUAUUCAGUUGAAGGACAGGCAAAACUAUCGAGGUUGGCAAGGGUGGCAGAUGGGAAGGACGUGGUACUGACAGCAGGAGUUUCCCCCAGCUCUUUCCCUUCCUCUCAGCACUGAGGCAGCAAACCUGGGUCAAUCCAGAGUCCCCAAGCUAGUGGAAUUGUGCGAGUCAGGUGUUUGAGGCAUUUUGUGUAGCUUGUUACCUUUGGUAUCUCCCUGUGCUGUGCACGUUCAUUUCCCCUCUUUUAACCUCAGCACAGCCCAGAGCUGUCUCUCCAGCAUUAUCCAUGAUUGUGGCCUGUCUGAAAGUCAGCAGUGGGGAAGGAACUGCAUUUUGCUUUCCUCAAAGUAUGUGCCUCCCGACAUGCUGUGAUUCGAGAGCAAAAAUACUUUUUCAGCCACGUUGCUCAUUUUCGCUGUGGAUCACUCAAACCAUGGACAUGGCCACUUCAAAGCUGUGCCAAGAGGGGAAAAUUGGAGAGAAAACAGAUGAUCCAGAAGCACACCUGAUCUGUCUCCUCUCACUCCCCGCACUUGGAGGAGGUUCUGGAUCACUGGUGCAGGGCAAGCCUAGGAAAUCAGGGGGAACUCUGAUUUUCCUCCUUGUGUGCUGCCAUGCAGCCUGGGAAAGGAGAGGGGCUUUUGUGCCCGGCUGAGGCGUGGGAGUCCUCCGGGAGCUCCACACCCAUUCUGCAGCCUUGGAGCCAGCUGCUGGGUUUUCCCUGGUGCUGCUCAGUUUUGCUUCAAUGUUUCCAAAAUAAAGCAGAUGAAGAAAGAUACUAACAAGUUUAAAAAACCAAUCACAAACAGUGACAAAACUGCGGACGAGAGAUCUUUUAAUAGUAUCGUUUUUCUUUUAUUAAAUCUUUUGUCAGUAAAA
Molecule: messenger RNA, 2639 nt
Organism: Haemorhous mexicanus (house finch)
Lineage: Eukaryota; Metazoa; Chordata; Aves; Passeriformes; Fringillidae
Gene: CRYZL1
Product: crystallin zeta like 1
Exons: 15
Coding region: 253-1323 (356 amino acids)
Molecular function (GO): oxidoreductase activity
Source: RefSeq, a predicted model, not a curated record